Messenger RNA from Quercus robur (English oak), 4198 nucleotides. RefSeq lists its product as uncharacterized. Lineage: Eukaryota; Viridiplantae; Streptophyta; Magnoliopsida; Fagales; Fagaceae. The record is from RefSeq and is a predicted model, not a curated record. The transcript has 18 exons. The coding region runs from base 86 to 3955 and encodes 1289 amino acids.
UUCUUUUAUCUCUAAAACCCUAGCUGAACCUGGCAUCACUAUCAUCAACCUCCCCCGACUUUGAGCCAGGGUUUUUGCUGCAACCAUGGAAGGCAUCGAAAUGGAGGAUCCCACACUGUUCCUAGAAUCACUCACCAUCACCAACUCCAACGAAGACCUCUGCAAUUGGAUCCUCUCUCGCUUCGGCAGGUCCUUGAAAGAAGAUCACCAGCACCUCUGCGCAGUCAUAGGCGACAUCUCUCAAACUCUCAAAGACCAAUCCCUCCCUUCCACUCCCGCCGCCUACUUCGCCGCCGCGUGCUCCUCCUUGGACCGCCUCACCUCCGCCGACCCAAUCACCGAGCCUCCUGUCCACGUCAUCCAACCGCUCCUCAUCAUCCUCCACCUGGUACUCCCCAGAAUCUCCGCCGCCGUUCUCAACAAGGAGCGGCAGUUCUUGUCUCAGCUCUUGUUCCGGCUGCUAAGGUCGUUGCCCUCGUCGUCCUCGUCACCCGCCGCAACAACUUUUGGAUUGAAAUGCGUUUCGCAUUGGUUCGUUGUCGGUGACAACGCUCUCACCUGGUCCGAAGCUUCUCAGUUGUACGGUGUUCUAUUGGGAUUCGUCAUCGAUGAGCGCCCUAAGGUGAGAAGGCAAUCACAUCUGUGUCUUCGAGAUGUCUUAUCGAGAUUUCAGGAAACAUCGCUGCUGGGACCAGCAAGUGAAGGCAUUACAAAGAUAUUUGAAAGGUCUCUUCUGCUUGCUGGUGGAUCAAAUGUGAAUAGCAACGAAGGUCACAAAGGAGCACAGGAGGUCCUUUUUGUUUUAGAUGCCUUGAAAGAGUGCCUUCCAUAUAUGUCAUUGAAGUGCACAACUAGCAUCCUCAAGCACUUCAAAAGUCUAUUGGAGCUGAAUCAACCUGUAGUCUCAAGGCGAAUAACAGAUAGUUUGUAUUCACUUUGUCUUGUCCCAGCUUUAGAUGUUUCUCCUGAUGCAUUGCUCGAUUUGUUAAGCUCAAUAGCCCUAUCUGUCUCCACAAUUGAGACAUCUGUGGAUGCCAUGACAUUCGCUGCUCGCUUGCUAGAUGUUGGAAUGAUUAAAGUGUAUUCACUUGAUAGGCAAAUGUGUGUGACAAAGCUCCCUGCUGUAUUCAAUGCACUCAAAGAUAUUUUGGCAUCUGAACAUGAGGAGGCUGUAUAUGCAGCCAUGGGUGCAUUUAAGAGUCUGAUAAAUGCUUGCAUUGAUGAAAGCUUGAUAAAACAAGGAGUGGAUCAGAUUUUGAUGAAUGCACACAAUGAUUCAAGGAGGACUGGACCUACUAUCAUUGAAAAAGUAUGUGCAAUUAUUGAAAGCUUACUUGACUAUCACUAUACUGCUGUCUGGGAUGUCGCAUUUCGAGUUGUCUCGACUAUGUUUGAUAAAUUAGGGCAUUAUUCUUCUUACUUUUUGAGGGGGAUUCUUAGCAGCUUGGCUAAAAUGCAGAAGUUACCUGAUGAAGAUUUUCCUUUCAGGAAGCAGCUGCAUGAAUGCCUUGGAUCAGCUAUUGGUGCAUUAGGACCUGAAACUUUCUUGGGCCUUGUACCUCUUAAUUUGGAGGCUAAAAUGCUAUCUGAGGCAAAUGAUUGGCUCUUUCCAAUUCUGAAGCAGUAUAUUGUUGGUGCUCGUUUAAGCUUCUUCACAGAGUCCAUUUUGGGUAUGGUUGGAAUGAUGAAGCAGAAAUCUCAAAAGCUUGAGCUACAAGGACAAGUUUCUUCGUCAAUGAGGGCUAAUGGACUUGUCUACUCUUUGUGGUCCUUGUUGCCUUCAUUUUGCAAUUAUCCUUUGGAUACUGCUGAAAAUUUCAAGGAUCUAGAGAAAGCUUUAUGCAGUGCGCUUCAGGAAGAAGCUGAUACUCGUGGAAUAGUAUGCUCCAGUUUGCAGAUUCUUAUUCAACAGAAUAAGAGAAUUAUGGAACAAAAAAAUGAGAUGCCUGGUCUUGAAGAAGGUACUGCCAGACAGCGAGCAGUGUCCCACUAUACCCCACAGGUGGCAGCAGAUAAUUUGAAUGCACUUAGGUCAUCUGCUCGUGAAUUUUUAAAUGUUUUGUCUGGUGUCUUCCUGCAAUCUACAAAAGAUGAUGGUGGUUCUUUGCAGUCCACAAUCAAUGAAUUUGCAUCCAUAUCAGAUAAAGAAGUAGUAUCAAGGUUCUUUAAUACUACGAUGCAGAAGCUUUUGAGAGUUACUCAACAGGCUGCCAAACCAGGAAAUUCAAGAAAUUCUAAUUCUAUGCGAAUUGACGGUGCGUCAAAUGAAGAUUCGCUAUCACUUUUGAGGGCUAGGCUAUUUGACCUGGCAGUUUCACUUUUGCCUGGUCUGAGCACAAAAGAAAUUGAUCUUUUGUUUGUUCCAAUAAAGCCUGCAUUACAGGAUGUUGAUGGUCUGAUACAGAAGAAGGCAUACAAAGUUCUUUCUGUUAUUCUUAUGAAACGCAAUGAGUAUCUCUCAUCAAAGCACAAGGAAAUGCAUAAUCUUAUGACUGAAGUGCUACCUUCAUGCCAUUUUUCUGCUAAGCGUCACAGACUUGAUUGCCUGUACUUUAUAAUAGUCCAUGUUUGCAAGGAUGGUUCAGAGCAGAUGCGACGUGACAUUAUUAUGUCUUUCCUAACAGAAAUAAUACUUGCUCUUAAAGAGGUAAAUAAAAAAACAAGAAACAGAGCAUAUGAAAUUCUUGUCGAAAUUGGCCAUGCAUGUGGCGAUGAAGAGAAAGGCGGAAAUAGAGAAAACUUGUAUCAAUUUUUUAACAUGGUGGCCGGAGGACUUGCUGGUGAGACACCUCACAUGGUCAGUGCUGCUAUUAGAGGUUUAGCUCGCUUGGCUUAUGAGUUCUCGGAUCUUGUUUCAUCUGCUUGGAAUGUACUGCCGUCCGCAUUUCUCCUCCUUAAGAGAAAAAAUAGAGAAAUAAAUAAGGCUAAUUUAGGUUUGUUGAAGGUGUUGGUGACAAAAUCAGAAGCUGAAGGGUUGCAUACGCACUUGAGGAGCAUGGUGGAAGGUGUGGUGAAGUGGCAAGAUAACACCAAAAUCCACUUUAAAGCUAAAGUUAAGCUUCUCCUGGAAAUUCUUAUUAAGAAAUGCGGUCUGGAAGCGGUUAAGGCUGUAAUGCCUGAGGAACACAUGAAACUCCUUACUAAUAUACGGAAGAUCAAGGAACGGAAUGAGAAGAAACUAAGGGCUAAUUCAGAAGCAAGGUCUCAACUAUCAAAGGCAACAACGUCCAGGCUAAGCAGAUGGAAUCACACAAAAAUAUUUUCUGAUUUUGGCGAUGAAGAAACUGAGGGAAGUGAUGCUGAGUAUAUGGAUGGCAGGACAAUGACUAGUCAACAGAGCAAGGCUCCCUCACAGCGAAAAUCCAAAGCAGCUUCAUUACGCUCCAAGAGAAGAGCAGGUGUGAGCUUGCCUGAACACUUGCUUGACCAACUUGAGGAUGAGCCACUUGACUUGCUCGAUAGGCAAAAAACAUUAUCAGCUCUUCGAUCAAAACAUCUCAAGCGAAAGGCAGAUUCAGAUGAGCCAGAACUGGACCCUGAAGGGCGCUUGAUUAUUCGUGAGGAAGAAGAACCGGAGGAAACUCCCUCUGAAACUGAUUACGAUCCAAAGAGUGAAGCAGAUAGUCACUUGUCAGCAAAUUCCUCGAAGGCAAACCAGAAGCGCAGGAAAACAUCAGACUCUGGUUGGGCGUACAUUGGUAGUGAGUACUCUAGCAAAAAGGCAGGUGGGGACUUGAAGAAGAAGGGCAAGCUUGAACCAUAUGCAUAUUGGCCGCUUGAUCGCAAAAUGAUGAGCCGUAGACCUGAGCAUCGUGCAGCCGCAAGAAAAGGAAUGGCAAGUGUGGUAAAGAUGACGAAAAAACUUGAAGGCAAAAGUGUCUCAAGUGCACUCUCGACCAGGGGCUUGAAGAUUAAAAAGAGUCAAAAGAAAGGCAGCAAGAAAAAGAGCAGGUGAAGGAGAACUUUCUAAUUGUUUUAAUACAUCAACUCAGAGAUGUGCAAUACUACAGGUUUUGAAAUUUUUUUUUUGAUUUGUUUUUUUGUUCCUGGUAAUUUUAUUUGGGGGCUCCAAUUUUUGUAAGGUGUAAAUUAGAUAGGAAUCAAGGUAUUAUGUUGGUUCUCUGUAACUACAAUAUGAUGGGAAAAACCCAUAACUGAAAUAUUUUUUGUUAUUUAUAGAAUGUUUUGAUGAUCUGUA